This is a messenger RNA of Xiphophorus maculatus (southern platyfish), 2784 nucleotides long. It is a transcript of the gene ppp2r5d, whose product is annotated as protein phosphatase 2 regulatory subunit B'delta. The transcript has 17 exons. Gene Ontology annotation, cellular component: cytosol; protein phosphatase type 2A complex; nucleus. Gene Ontology annotation, biological process: protein dephosphorylation; signal transduction. NCBI's taxonomy places the organism in Eukaryota, Metazoa, Chordata, Actinopteri, Cyprinodontiformes, Poeciliidae. Gene Ontology annotation, molecular function: protein phosphatase activator activity. The record is from RefSeq and is a predicted model, not a curated record. The coding region runs from base 120 to 1931 and encodes 603 amino acids.
AAUCGCAUUGGCCGUGUGAAGUAGCGGGCGCACGGAGUAGACUGACCGAGUGACAGCGUCUGAGUCCCGGGGAGGAGGAUCGCAGAGGCUCCGUGGGAGAAGUCAGCGCCGCGGACACGAUGCCGAACAAGCCGAAGAAGGAGAAGGAAUCCAGCAAAUCUUCCAAAGGCUCCAAGAACAGCAGCAGCGUGAAGGACGGCGGGCCGGAGAACCCGGAGGAGGUGCAGCAGCAGCAGCAGAGCGGCAACAAGCGCGCCAGCUGCAGCACGCCGCCGCCAACGCAGCUCAACAAGAUCAAAUACUCCGGCGGCCCGACGCUGCUGAAGAAGGAGCGGCGCCAGAGCUCGACCCGGUUCAGCCUCACCAAGAACCGCGAGCUGCAGAAGCUGCCCGCCCUGAAAGAUGCCCCGCCCCCGGAGCGAGAGGAUCUGUUCGUGCAGAAGCUGCGGCAGUGCUGCGUUCUGUUCGACUUCAUCAGCGACCCGCUCAGCGACCUCAAGUACAAGGAGGUCAAGAGGGCGGGGCUUAACGAGAUGGUGGAGUACAUCACGCACAACAGCGAGGUGGUGACCGAGAGCAUCUACCCCGAGGCCGUCGUCAUGUUUUCCAUAAACGUGUUCCGGACUCUUCCUCCGUCCUCCAACCCGACCGGCGCCGAGUUCGACCCGGAGGAAGACGAGCCCACGCUGGAGGCGGCCUGGCCUCACCUGCAGCUGGUGUACGAGUUCUUCCUCCGCUUCCUGGAGUCUCCAGACUUCCAGCCCAACGUCGCCAAGAAGUACAUCGACCAGAAGUUUGUUCUGUCGCUGCUGGAGCUGUUUGACAGUGAGGAUCCCAGAGAGCGAGACUUCCUGAAAACGAUCCUCCACCGGAUCUACGGAAAGUUCCUGGGUCUGCGCGCCUACAUCCGCCGGCAGAUCAACAACAUCUUCUACAGGUUCAUAUAUGAGACGGAGCAUCACAACGGCAUCGCUGAGCUGCUGGAGAUCCUGGGCAGCAUCAUCAACGGCUUCGCUCUGCCUCUGAAGGAAGAACACAAAAUGUUUCUGAUCCGGGUUCUGCUGCCGCUCCACAAGGUCAAGUCUCUGAGUGUGUACCACCCUCAGUUGGCUUACUGUGUGGUCCAGUUCCUGGAGAAGGACAGCAGCCUGACGGAGCCGGUGAUCGUGGGCCUGCUGAAGUUCUGGCCCAAAACCCACAGUCCGAAGGAGGUGAUGUUCCUGAACGAGCUGGAGGAGAUCCUGGACGUCAUCGAGCCGGCCGAGUUCGUCAAGGUGCAGGAGCCGCUCUUCAGGCAGCUGGCCAAGUGUGUGUCCAGCCCGCACUUCCAGGUGGCAGAGAGAGCGCUGUACUACUGGAACAACGAGUACAUCAUGAGUCUGAUCAGCGACAACGCCGCCAAGAUUCUCCCCAUCAUGUUCCCUGCGCUCUACAAGAACUCCAAGAGCCACUGGAACAAGACGAUCCACGGUCUGAUCUAUAACGCUCUGAAGCUUUUCAUGGAGAUGAACCAGAAGCUGUUUGAUGACUGCACCCAGCACUACAAAGCCGAGAAGCAGAAGGAGAAAUACAAGCUGAAGGAGCGGGACGAAGUCUGGAUGAAGAUCGAGGAUCUGGCCCGGCAGAACCCACAGAGCAACAAGCUCCACCCCCUGCGUCCUGGACUCCACCCACAGGAAGAGUUCCUGAUGUUCAGCGAUGGCGGUCUGGCCUUCAUCUCCAUGGAGACGGAAACUCCGACAGCAGAGGACAUCCAGCUGCUGAAGAAGACGGUGGAGACGGAGGCGUCCCAGGGGGCGAAGGAGCUGCAGAAGGACAAGGCGCUGAUGCGCAGGAAGUCGGAGCUGCCGCAGGACGUUUACACCAUCAGAGCUCUGGAGGCUCACCAGCGGGCCGAGGAGUUCCUCACAGCCAAUCAGGAGGCGCUCUGACCCCCAUGAGGCCCCGCCCUCUCCGCGGCUCCGCCCCCUGGUGGCCAGAACCAGUAGGACACAAGAAGCUCCGCCCGUCUAUCCAUGUGCCGUGUGUCAGCGCUCCACUGUGAUUGGACAUCAGCCACAAACCACGCCCACAUCUCCCCAGAGGCUGCUGCGGUUCGAACCGCCGCCGAGCGCCUGAACGCAUCGUCGGAUUCCACGGCAGGAACCCGGAGGUGCGUCCCGAUUGGCUGCCCUGGCCCCGCCCCGUUGUGGUGUUUCCAUGGAAACUGGGGCCUUCAGGCUCUACUGCACUUGAACGCAGCGUGGAUGAAUGUCCCCAUGACCUCUGACCUCAGUCAGCCAAUCAGGUUUGGAUCCGCAGAGACGCAGUGAAUGUAGGCGUGGCCUCCGCCAGGGCUACCGCCAAUCAGGGCUUAGACCCAAACACCAAGAACCAGGCCCGGUUCUGAUGGUUCUGAAGGUCCGGUCACCACAGGAAGUGAUGGGAUGGCUGCAGGUUCCUCCAGGCGUUUCAGACAUGAACUCUGAUUGGUCAGAGGAAACAAGUCGUCUAAUUAAGCAGCUCUGAGGUGGGGGAGGGGCUUUGUGAUGUCAGUGAGGCCACGCCCCCAUGAAGAACACGCCCACAUUGGUCACGCCCACAACACGUCUUUUUUUUUCUUCAUGGCUCUUCCAGCUGUUGAGCCUGCAUGUCAUCAUCCCAUUGGCUGUGAUAAGCUCCGCCCCCACCGCCCCCCAUGUCGUGACACCACCAGGCGGCGCUGUUCCAGAUGUUUAUUGAGCAUCACACGGUGAUUUGUACAGAUGUUCAUGUACAGCAGAAAUAAAGCAGAUCCCGCCCACA